AGAUACCUUAUUGUCGCGCACUGAUGACGUAAGUCGCGGCGUGAAGCUCUAAACAGCAUAGUUGUGUAAGUGUCCGAGAGACACACUGACGGAAAUUUUACGUCUUCAUUCAAUACUACUUUGUUGUUACCGGUGAACAUGUCAUUCCUGCGGUUGUGUGGCCUCAAAGGGAGAUACUUAGUUUCCGAAAGAAUAGCGGCGGAAUCGGUCUUGACAGGGUGUUUGCGGAACGCCAGCGGCGGGGUGGCAGACAAGGAGCCCCUGAAAAAGGCAAAAACACCUCAAGGGCGGUUUGAUAUCACCGAAGAGAAAACCAAAGAUGUUCUACAAAGUGAGAAAGACGCUUAGUUCCCUGACGAUGUCAACCCUGUUACCAAGGAGAAAGGAGGUCCUCGAGGGCCAGAGCCUACCCGCUAUGGAGACUGGGAGAGAAAGGGGCGUUGUGUUGACUUUUAAUUCCUAACUGUGCCACAUUAAAUUGUGAGUUCCUGAGUUAUACUUUGUGGCACUUUGUAACAUUCUGCUCAUUUUGAUUUGCUGUAGAGAGGGUUUUAGAUAGGUAAUGUGAGUGAAGCUGCACCGCAUAAAUACUCCAGUUACAAACACACAGUUGGAAUAAUUAUCCCAUUGGGGGCGAAAAAAAGACACUUUUGAAGACAGUUGGCCAAAAUGGCAUUUAGGUUUACUGUAAAGCGCAUUUUUUUCAAGUAACUAAAUGUCUGAUGGAAAAACACCUCAGAAUGUGAAGUUCAAAGGCAAGUUUUGCCAAGUAUUGUUUUUAGCUGAGUAAGCUUGUGUAAACUAUAUAAGUGUUCAGAUCAAUAAAUGUGGAUGUGGUCCUAUAUACAGAUCCUGGAUGUGUUAUUAUUGAGUAUUUACAGCUAAAAUGAUUUAUUAUUUAAGUAUUUUACCUUUAAUAAUUUUGCACAGAAGUAACUUGAACAGAAAUGUUUUUUUCAAUCUCAGUACAGGAUCAUGUACAUAACACUAAACCUGUUGUUUUUUGUUACGUGUCACACAAUAUACCCUAUUCUUAUCUCAUAACACCUUGUUUUUCUGCCUAAAUGCCCAUUCAGUUCAGAAAGUGACAUUUGUCUCAUCAUCAGUCAAGCUUUGCCUGUAUAAACAAGUUUAUCCCAUGAUGCACAGUGGUCCUUGAAAUUUUGCUAACCCUUUCAAAUGUAUUUAUUUAUGCAUAAAUAUUACCUAGAACAGUCCAAACAAUGGAUAUGUAAGGAAUCCAGUUAAAUAACUGAGACAAAAAUAUUAAACUAUCCAAUAGUAUAUAUUUGUGAGGAUUUUGAGGAGUUUAAAAUGUAUGUCCACAAUAAAUGGGUCCAGGUCUCCUUAACUGCCUUCUUAUAGUUUUUCCCAAAUUACCUUUGGCUGCAAUGACAUUUUAGCUGACUCUAUUUGCUAAUAAUACCUAAAUAUCUUCAAAUUUCUCCAAAACUAUUACCAGAGGACUAUUCAGUACUGCAGAAGAAGGUCAUGUUUUCUUUUUUUGGUACCUUGACAACCAUUUGAAAUCCGUUUCAUAACAUACCAGCCAGAUAAUGGUCAAACCUUUACCAAUUUGAAAGUUGUUUUUGUUAGCUACCACCCCAAAAUAUCACUUUGCUCUGUAUUAUAUCACUCUUAGAAUACAA
Messenger RNA from Menidia menidia (Atlantic silverside), 1649 nucleotides. The record is from the annotation of a GenBank genome assembly. Lineage: Eukaryota; Metazoa; Chordata; Actinopteri; Atheriniformes; Atherinopsidae.